Molecule: messenger RNA, 4601 nt
Organism: Tilletiaria anomala UBC 951
Lineage: Eukaryota; Fungi; Basidiomycota; Exobasidiomycetes; Georgefischeriales; Tilletiariaceae
Exons: 7
Coding region: 171-4481 (1436 amino acids)
Biological process (GO): regulation of transcription by RNA polymerase II
Cellular component (GO): MOZ/MORF histone acetyltransferase complex
Molecular function (GO): protein binding
Source: RefSeq, a predicted model, not a curated record
CCCCGAUUCCUCGUCGUCUAAGUGCAUGCUGCAGGCUCCUGGGCUUCCCUAGAAAACAUAUGGAGCGUGUAGAAGCAUCGUCUUGUUCCAUCUCCCACCCCGCAUCGGCGUUGGCGAUGAGCUGAUCGAGGGACGCGUGGGAAGAGGGGAGGGAGCGUCUCGUGAUUGGAAUGAGAAUUGACGCGUCCAAAAGCCAUCGUCAUCGCACACUGCACUACACCGCUGCGGGCUCCAAGUCUACCUCCGCUCUUUGGAGAGAACAUCAAAGGCGGGCGAGGGGAGGACGACGCUGCAUCAGUCACGCUGCAGGGUCCGCUUUAUACAACCUCCACCUUGCACUCUGCUCUACGCCUGCCCCCUGUUUCUCCGACUGCCGGCGCUCGACCAACGCACAACGCUGGGGUGUGGAGGGCUCAGCUGCACGCGUCACGACCCCAUCGUCCGCUUGCGUUGCAGCCAUGAGGUCCCACAGCAACGGGCCAUCGCACUUGCCCCUCGCUUCGUCGCUGCCCCGGGUCUCUUUCCGGCGUAUACCGCCGCACGAGGCACAGCAGCUCGCACAGCCCGCUGGCGUCCACCAGCAGCAGAUCAUCGACUUUGGCUUCAACGAUGGCCGCGAAUACACCCGCCCUGACACAUAUAUUCGCCAUGUCGAGCCCGUCGAGAGCGAGCUCAAGAAGCAGGUCGAGUACGACAUGGACGAGCAGGACCAAGCAUGGCUCGACGCGCUCAACGCAGAGCGCGCAAGGAAUGGUGACGACAGGGUGUCCUACGAGACAUUCGAGAUUAUCAUCGACCGCUUCGAAAAGGAGUGGUUCGACUUGAUGCGCCAAGUCCCCGCCAAACCAUGCCCGACGGACGUAAAUGGAGCCGAUGAUGGAGAAGACACAAAGUGUGCCAUCUGCGAUGACGGCGAAUGCGAAAACUCGAACGCCAUUGUCUUUUGCGACGGGUGCAACCUCGCUGUGCAUCAAGAUUGUUACGGCAUCCCAUACAUCCCAGAGGGCCAGUGGCUUUGUCGCAAGUGCACCGUCUCGCCGGACCGCGCGGUCUCAUGCAUCUUUUGUCCCCACGAGGGCGGCGCGUUCAAGCAGACGUCGCAAGGCAAAUGGGCCCACCUGCUCUGCGCCAUGUGGAUCCCAGAGACUGGCGUCAGCAACCCGGUGUACAUGGAGCCAAUCGACAGCGUCGAGCGUGUGCCCAAGGCACGCUGGAAGCUGCAGUGCUACCUGUGCAAGCGCAAGAUGGGCGCUUGCAUCCAGUGCGAAAACCGCAGCUGCUUCACCGCGUUCCACGUGACGUGCGCGCGCCAGGCCGGCCUGCUCAUCAAGGCCACGCGCCGCCGCGUCGAAGGUGGCGGCGGUGGCGCUGUGCACGGCGAUGACAGCGGCAGCAGCGCCACCGCCGCUGACGACAGCUUCGGCGAGGAGUAUGUUGAAGCGUUGCACGCGUGCUGCCACAGGCACAUCAGCCGCGAUGCACAGGUCCUCGGCGGCGGCGCCCCCGCGCAUGGCGUCCUCGCCCAGACCGCAGGUGCAGGAGCAAGCGGGCGUGGGAGUGUAGCGGGCAGCGACCGGGACUUGUCACGCGGCUCAACGCCCCUCAUCAACCCUGACUCGUCUGCUGCGCAAGGAGUGCGACAUGCCGACGGCGGCCACCGCAAGAGCAUCACUGUCAAGCGCAACAAGACGGGAAAACUGACGUUUUCCGUUUCGAAGAAGAAAAAGAUAAGCAAGAGCGCGCGCGCGUACAAGAAGAGCUAUCGCGUUGGCCUGCCGCUCGUGCCGGUGUAUAUCAUCAACCGCGUGAGCGACUACGUGCGCAACAUCCUGCUGCGCAAGAAGAGCGCAUUGUUGUUGCAGCUUGCCAAGUUCUGGAGUUUAAAGCGCGAGGCGCGCCGCGGCGCGCCGCUGCUCAAGCGUCUGCACCUCGAGCCGUGGACCGCGAGCGGAAGCAAGCCGUAUGGCACCGGUGCCGGCACUGGCGCCGCCGCCAGUGACGAGGAGCGCGAGAAGAAGUUUAUCUUUCUUUCCCGCUUGCGUCAGGACCUCGAGAACCUGCGCGCGCUCACCGAGCUCAUCCGCAAGCGCGAGCGUGAGAAGCAGAGGCAGGUCAAGCUCUUCCGCGCCACACUCGUUGGUGCCGUGCUCAAGCCAUACCAUGCGGAACUCAGGAUGGCGUUGGAGAAGAUCGCUGUACUGGACCACCGGAACCACUUCCUCAACCCCGUCAACAAGACCGUCAUCACCGACUACUACGACAUUGUCAAGGAGCCCAUGGACUGGCAAACGAUCUGCGCCAAGUGCGACAAUUUCGAGUAUACCACCAUCGACCAGUUCGAGCGCGACGUCCGGCUCGUCGCCGACAAUAGCAUUCUGUACAACAAGGCCGACACGUCAUACCACAAGGCCGCGCUGAAGGUCCGCGCAGGCGCACAGCCCAUCCUUACUGAGCUGAGGGCUAAGCUGGGCGUGCACCACCUCCGAGACUACGGUAUCGAUCAUGAAGCCGUGGCUAUUAGUGGUGAGACGAAAGAAGAGCUGCUUGCGCACCUGCCCGCGCUGGAGCUCGAACCCGAACAGCCGAUCAUCGAGCUACUAAACAACUAUGGUGACCAAGAAAUGCUCGAGACCAUCGCCGAUGGCGCGCGCCCGGAGAUUGCGCCGCGCAACAUCGUCGAGGACCUCCUGCGGCUGUACCACCGUGCUGAGCACUCACCGACGGCCCCGGCGAAGCCGAAGCUGACGCGCGCGGAGCUCAAGGCGCAGCGUAGCGCCCAGCGCUCCGAGACGGCCAAACGAGCCGCAGCGUUGCGCAAGGAGAGGGCCGCUGCGAAGCUCGAGGCCCGCAACGCUGCUGAUCUGCCGUCACCUGCAGAGGAGCAGACCGAAGCCGCAUUGCCGCCGGAGCGUGCGUCGAGGAGGAGGCGCAGCGCAGAUGCUAUUCUGGUAGCAGCAGAGUCCUCUGUCAUUCCGGCGAAGCGGCCGCGAAGGACCGCUGCCACUGCCGCUCCUGCUGCUCCUGUAGGCGCGUUAGUCUCCGCGGAGCCAGAGCAACUGUCGAAGCGACAAAAGCCUGCCUCGGCCUCGGACGAAAGCGACUCGCGCGUCAAGCGACGUGAGGAGUCGCAGACAGUCGCGCCGACGACGCUAGAAGUGGAUAAUGUCGGCGAGUGGGACUCGUUCAAGCGCUUCAAUGUCGGCUGGGUCCUGCCGGAAGGCACCAAGCGCGGCGGACGCAUCGCUGCGCCCCCGCCACAAAUGGCGCCAAAACCGCGAGCAAACAAGGCAAGGACCAAGAACGCGGAUCGAGAGCAGCGUGCCGAGUCGACUAAGUCCGAAUUUGCCGCUCUUGAUGCAGAGGAGACGAAGGCAAGAGCAAGGUCGGCCCUUGCGCAUCAGCCGGAAGACGAGGAUGUAGGCAUGCUAGAGUCGAGUGAGCUGUCCGACCUGGAAGAUGAGGAACUCGCAGAGGGUGAGGAGGGUGAAGAAAGCGACGACGAGCCGCCAGCGGGGAGAUGCAGGAGCGAGCGCGCACGUGCGCACCUUACCGUCUCGCAUGUGUCCGCUGGAGAUGGAAUGCAUCAGGCUCGCACGCAGAAGCGUGGCAAGCACGGCCAGUUCAUUCGCAAGCACGAGUCUACGGACAAGGAGCGGUCCAGCAAAACUCUGUCUCCCGAAAUGCGGCGUUGGCCCGUCACGUCUCGAUCGCGCUCGCCUUCGCCCUCGCGUUCUAAAGCGGCAGCGGACGCGAAGAAAGGGAAAGCGCGAGACGCUCGUGUAGAGUCCAGCGGAUCCACGUCGCCGCUCAGCUCGCCGCUGAGUGACGAUGCUGGCCUUCAAUAUGGUGUGGCUGCUGAGGAAGACAUAGGGGACGACCAGUGCAGUGAGACUGAAGAAGACAUUACGCUCAUCGCGGACAACAGCAAGCAACCCCAAGUGGUGGGACAGACUUCUGCGGAGCGAAGGCGGACGAUCCGCGAGCAAGGCAAGGCGCGCACGGAGCGGCUCGGUGCGAUGCGCAAGGCGCAGGAGAAGAAGGAGCUCCAAAGAACAGGGAAAACGCACGACCCUGCGGUCGUGUUACGAGCGGUGCAGCACAAGAUGGGCCAUGGGCAAGGGCGCGGUCAUGCACAAGAUGAUGCGUUGGGUUCACCGCGUGAUCCCGACGAGCUUCCGCCGGGGAGGCUCGUGUGGGCUCGAUUUGAGAAAUGGCCGUAUUUCCCGAGCGAGGUCUUUGCAGAGGACAGUGAUCAGGUCCCGGAGCGAGUUUUGGAGCACAAGCCGAGUGGUACGGUGACGCUCGUCCGGUUCUUUGAUGCCAAACAAAGCUGGGCAUGGGUCACGCUCGACCGGAUUCGGUUCGCGUUCGAAGACUUGGCACAGGAUGAGAAGUUAAAGCACCCUGCGGACAAACGGUCGCGGAAGUCGGUACGCGAGGCCUAUCGACGCGCCGAGCAGGCACGUGCUGCUGAUGCCUGAUGGGACCUGGUCUUGGUCUUGCGUGGGGUCCUCUGCGAGGCGUGCCACCUCGCACGACGAGCCAGGCUCCUUGGCGGUGCAUGUACUUAUUUCCACGCUUUCCACCCCAUUGAGCACACG